Girardinichthys multiradiatus is the source of this 1316-nucleotide messenger RNA. It is a transcript of the gene rp9, whose product is annotated as RP9 pre-mRNA splicing factor. The record is from RefSeq and is a predicted model, not a curated record. The transcript is spliced from 6 exons. Gene Ontology annotation, biological process: RNA splicing. NCBI's taxonomy places the organism in Eukaryota, Metazoa, Chordata, Actinopteri, Cyprinodontiformes, Goodeidae. Bases 165 to 833 code for a protein of 222 amino acids.
CAGGAAGUAGAGAAACUCUAUAGCAUUGCUGCAAGUUAGCAACCAGUUAGCCACCUAAACGGACGAGUUUGCUUUAAAACUCUCAACCAAAAAUGCUUUACACUCGUCAUAAAGUGCAGUUCGGUUGAAUUUAAACAGAAAAGCUGCUUUUUGUUGUUAAAACCAUGUCGGAAAGAAAGCGAACAAGAGAGAGUGAGGACAGACGGGAGCACAAGAAACACAAGACAUCUAAAAAUGACCUGGAGAAACUGAAGACACAAACGAAGAAACUCAACCAGGAGGUACAAAAACUGAAACACAUCGAGACUUUCUAUGAAAAACCUCCACCAGGGUUCAUUAAGGAGCACGAGGAGAAACCAGAGGACUGUAUUCCUGCUGAUCCUGGAAAUGAAGACGCCAGGAGCUUUCUGGCACACGCCCCCACCAAGGGGCUCUGGAUGCCUCUGGGAAAGGAGGUGAAGGUGAUGCAGUGUUGGAGAUGUAAGCGCUAUGGUCACAGGACAGGAGACAGGGAGUGUCCUUUCUUCAUCAAAGGCAACCAGAAACUGGAGCAGUUCAGAGUUGCUCAUGAAGACCCCAUGUAUGACUUGAUCCGGGAAAACAAAAGAAAUGAAAAAGAAACCAGGAUCCAGCAACUGCAGCAGCUCCUCCAGGACACCACCUCCUGCUCUUCUUCCUCAGACUCGGACAGCUCUUCCUCAUCGUCGUCUUCAGACAGUCAUCGCAAGAAGAGGAAAAAAAGGAAGGACAAGAAGAAGAAAGAGAAGAAGAAGAAGAAAAAGAAGCGAAAGCAUAAAUCAUCCAAAACUACCGACAGCUCAGAUUCAGACUGAGACUCUGAGGUUUUGUGCUCUCAACCUAAAAACUACAUUCUCUAAAUGUAGGAAGAGACUUGAAUAGCAGCAACUGUAUAUCCUGGAAUGUAAAAUCCAGUUUGUCCUGCAGAGUGCACUGGGGAGACUUACUUAAGCCUUUCUCACUCUAAACCUGUAUAUUCAGUGUGCAUGACUUCUCUCAGCUCCUACCGGCAUGACUCGACCAGAUCUGCAUGAUGAAAAAACAUAAAGCAUCAUUUAAGAUUGUACUUUUUACGUGACCCUGCUCAUUUUAUUAAAAAGUGAUUGUAAUGUGUUCAUUUCACAGAGGUGGAAAAACUCCAGAUAAAAAGCUGCAGUUGGUUCAUGUUUUCCACUGAAGCCAGAAUGUUUAACUGCUUGUAAAGGCCCAGAAAUGUUUGGAAUGAUUUGAGGUUGGAAUAAGAAAAGACCACAGAAAUGAAAAAAGAUUGUAUGUAAAUAAAAUUUCUGUAACCAGAG